This is a messenger RNA of Folsomia candida, 6751 nucleotides long. RefSeq names its product helicase ARIP4. The transcript is spliced from 11 exons. Bases 336 to 5903 code for a protein of 1855 amino acids. Gene Ontology annotation, molecular function: ATP-dependent chromatin remodeler activity; ATP binding; ATP hydrolysis activity. Lineage: Eukaryota; Metazoa; Arthropoda; Collembola; Entomobryomorpha; Isotomidae. The record is from RefSeq and is a predicted model, not a curated record. Gene Ontology annotation, cellular component: nucleus.
GAAGAAAGUUGAAAACCAAGGUGAAACUGGAUGAAGAGUUUCUCGAAGAAGACGGCUUCGAUGCCAAGAAAUACUUAAAGUUUGUCAAGAAAUGAACUAAAAAAAAGUCCAAUCAAGAAGUAGUCAGAAAUAGUUUGUUACAUAAAUAAUUUACUUGUCAAUAAUUAUUCAGUGAAUAUUCAGAUUAUUCUUAAUUAGUCAUCAUCAACAAGAAAAUGUGUCCUCGUCGUAGUAUAUAAUUGUUUUCGUAGUAGUGGCGAUAAAAUGAAUCAGUAAUUGGAAAACCCAAGUUCUGCACACACAGAGUCAGUCUCAAUCUAACUAGGCUAAACAAAAUGGAGGAAAAGUUACAACAACUUGACGUAGACCUGGAAGUAGAACCUCCUCCUGUGAAAAGGUCAAAGUUGGAUAAGCUCGAUAACACGUCGGGGCAAAAACUUUCCAAUUCUUUAGAAGAAAAAAGAGAUGACGACGCGCUAGAAAAAAAUGGGAGCGACAGAACCAAUAAAAAAGUCGCAGCUUCACCUGAUGCAAAUGGGAAUCAAGUUGAAACCGAUAAAUGUGUUCUGGAAGACAAAACUGACGACGAGCCCCCCGCUUCUUCUCCCCCCGAUAACGAUAAGAGUCCUACUUCUAACACCGAGCUUAGCAAAUCAUCCACCCCUUCAAAAAGUCCCACAAAGAAGAAAAAGAAACGCAAGAAAUUGAAACCAUCAUCGACCACCCCAUCCCCGGUGAAGGUGAAGGACUCGAAAAAAACUGCAAAAUCUAAAGCCGCCGCCGUACAAAAAGCUGAAGCUCAAGCAGCCGCACAAAAGAAGGCUGCAAAUCUUCGCAAGAAUAUUAAGGACAUUUUCAAAACGGAAAAUCUAGGCGAAGAAACCUUAGCGGCUCAACGGGAAGAAGCGGAACGAAGGGAACGAAUGAUUCUCAAGUUGCAGCAGUUAAAAUUACUGCAAGCUCAAACCCUUGCAGCUAACGCGGCGGCAUCGUCGUCGUCAUCAUCGUCAAUGAACGUCCCCUCUCCAACACCUUUGAUAAGUAGUGCCCCUUUGAUAAGUACGAGUGACUUUGCCCCUGCUGUUAUUAAAUGUGAAGACGACGUAGUCAGUGGUCCUCCACCUCUUCCCAUUGGUGACGAACACGGCGUCGUAAUCGACGCCACUUAUCUUUCCCCACCACCCUCCGAACUUUUCGUGUCGAGUGAACUUCCCCAAGAGGAAAUUGUUCUGUCUUCAGACGACGAACGGGAUGACGACCAUGAAAUAAAAACUUGUGUUACUAGUAAUAAUAAUAAUAAUAUCGUUCAAUAUCCUCAACAUUCUUCUACCUUAUCCGAGUUGAGAAGCCAUCUUAUCCACCCGACGGAAGGAGUAUACGGACAGCAAUCCUUCCCAUUAUUGCCGAGUGGUGACGCUUCUUCUUCCGACUUCCUACUCGAUGACCAAAACGUUAUAUCGAUAAGUUCUGGGGACGAAGACGAUACUAAUAAUUGUGAUAACCCGGUUACAACAAGUAGUAGUGCGACAAAUGGGAAUGGAUAUCAUUAUUCGCAUAAUAAUAAUAUUAAUCACCACUUUUCCUCUGCCUCCUUAUCGUCCCACCAUUUGCCGUAUUUCCAACAUCAUCAUCAGAGUGAAGUGAUAAGCGAGUCGAGUAGUAUUAGAAGUGGGGGGAGUAGGGGGAGAGGAGGGCGUGGUGGUGGUGAUAAUGACAGUGACGAUGAUUGCGUCGUUCUCAGCCCGACGCCGGAAAGUGAGGACCCGAUUGAGAAGGAGGAGAGGAAUUUGGACGAAUUAAAUAUUUUGGACAGUGAGGGAAGGGUUUUGGUCAAUGUUGGACAUCCGGAUGAAGAUCCAGACAUAUUUUUGGCACCGCAAGUUUCAAGGAUUGUUAAACCGCAUCAGAUCGGAGGUAUUAGAUUUUUAUACGAUAACGUUGUUGAGUCCGUCGACCGAUUCAAUACGGCCAGUGGGUUUGGUUGUAUCCUGGCGCAUUCGAUGGGAUUGGGAAAAACUUUGCAGGCCGUCUCUUUCUGCGACGUAUUUCUCCGCGCAGCCCGUGCCAAGAGUAUAUUAAUCAUCGUCCCUAUAAACACGAUACAAAACUGGCUCAACGAAUUCAACGUUUGGCUCCCAACAAAGAAAACUGUAUCCAAAAAGAAGAAAAAGCCAGUAAAGAAGGACCCUGCAACUCCCGCCAACCCUGAUAACCUCACCACCACGCCGAAGAACCCACCCAGUCCGGCCUCCCUCACCGACUCCAUCAGCGAAACAGUCUCGCUAAACUUGAGCUUUGAUUCUACUUUAAAUCUAUUCGAGAAAACCGAGGAAGAUUCCGCCGCACCGGAAAAACAAGAAUCAGAUCCCGACAACGAUGGCGGCGAAGCGAGAGGCGGAGGAGGAGACGCCAUACACUUGAGAGAAUUUGAAGUUUACGUUCUAAACGAAACCGUAAAAACGUUACAAGCCCGGGAAAAAAUUAUAAGCGAGUGGUCCACAAAAGGAGGCGUGAUGCUCAUCGGGUACGAAAUGUAUAGGAUGCUUGCGCUCAAAAAGUUGAAGAAAUCUGGGAAGAAACAACCCCCAAACUUCCCAUUUUCUGGGGGAGACGAGUAUUCCAACGAAGCCGUCAGUCUGAGCAACAUUUACUCCUGCCUGGUAGAUCCUGGGCCAGAUCUGGUCAUUUGUGAUGAAGGACAUCGCAUCAAAAAUAGUGGGGCUAGUAUUUCUCAAGCCCUGAAAGCUAUUAGGACACGGCGUCGCGUCGUCCUCACGGGCUACCCGCUGCAGAAUAAUUUGAUGGAGUAUUGGUGCAUGGUGGACUUUAUCCGACCGAAUUACUUGGGCUCAAAAGUGGAAUUUUCCAACAUGUUUGAACGACCAAUUUCCAACGGACAGUGUGUCGAUUCCACCCCGGAGGACAGACGAUUAAUGAGGUUUCGAUCCCACGUCCUUCACUCGUUGCUCGAAGGAUUCGUUCAACGGCGCUCGCAUGCUGUGCUUCACUCCGCCCUCCCCCAAAAGAAGGAGUGGGUCUUCCUCCUCAAAAUGACCACCGUGCAAUACAACCUGUACAAAGAGUUUAUGCAAUAUCUCAGCGACAAUAAUACGGACGGACAGUGUGGCGCAAAUCCCAUCAAGGCUUUUGCCGUCUGCUGUAAAAUCUGGAACCAUCCCGACGCUUUGUACAACGUUGUACGGAGAAAGCAAAGCAUCCUCGACGAUCUCGACCUGGACGAGCUGAAUAGCGGAACGGGCGGUGGGGGGUCAAACUGGUCGAACAAAUCGAGGCGACGAGGAACCAGCAGAAAAAAGAAGGAGAAGGAAGGCUCCCCUCAAAUCUCCUAUUUUGACGGAAGCGGUUUCGACUUUCGUCGAAGCACGCUCGACUAUUCUCCAAUGUCUUCAACUUCAAAUCGGUCCGGAUCCGAGGCCCUCUCGUUGGACUGGGCGCUCCCAAUUUUCGAAAAUUAUGUCCCCGGAAUCCUCGAGAAUGGAGUCAAGUUUGAAAUCCUGUUUGAAAUUAUACAAGAAACUGUGCACGUUAAGGACAAAUUGUUAGUAUUUUCUCAAACCCUGCUCUCCCUCGAUUUGGUGGAAUACUUUCUCCAGCAAAAGUUUAAUUGGGCAAAGAACGCUCAAUAUUAUCGACUCGAUGGGAGCACGACGGGGCUCGAGAGGGAAAAACUGAUCAAUAACUUCAACAAGUUGGAAGGAGUGUUUGUCUUCUUGGUGUCGACGAGGGCGGGAUCUUUAGGAAUUAAUCUUACCGGAGCUAACAGGGUUGUCGUGUUGGAUGCUUCAUGGAAUCCGUGCCACGAUUGUCAAGCUGUAUGCAGAAUUUAUCGAUAUGGGCAAACCAAACCGUGUCAAAUCUAUCGAUUUGUGUCGGAUUGCACUCUGGAAAAAAGGAUUUACGACCGACAAAUCAACAAGCGGGGGAUGAGCGACCGUGUCGUUGAUGAAAUGAAUUUUAAACCCCAAUUCAAAAGCAAAGACGUCAGCUCCUUUCUCGUCCUGAAACACGACCAUCUCGACAAAUUACAGUAUAUCAAGUGUGACCUCAACCCAGAAAACUAUUCGGAUCCAAUCCUCCAAAAUGUGUUGGCUCGACAUGGCGACAAAUUGACGCAGGAACCUUUUGAGCAUGAAUCACUCCUCAUCGACCAGAAAAGCCAACGUCUCUCAGCCACCGAAAAACGGCUCGCGCAUCGCAACUAUCUCACGGAAAAGCGGACGGCAGAGCUUCAAAGCGCGUCUGGUUACUCGUACUCUCGUCCAUCAUACGCGGCGUACUAUCCUCGAGAGACGUCGUCGACAACCUCCUCCCUCCUUGCGUCCAACACGUCGCCUUCCUCAUCUCAUCGCACCUCUUCUUCUUACCUCACGUCCUCCGCGUCUUUAUCUUCAAGCUUCCGUUCUUCGUCACACCCUGUAGUCCAAGAAGACAAAUUUGAGCAUCACGUCCCAGCCUUGCGAGCAAAGGGGAUUUGUGUCCAGAGUAUUUUACUGAAGAAGGAUUCCUUCCUCGCCGACCCGAGCGGAGGACCGGACAUGUAUCUCAUGGGCGGCGAAAAGAUUUACGUUCUUCGCUCAGAAAAAGGAACAUAUCUCCGAAUCAGCAACGGAAAACUGAUCGCUGUCCGAAACAACGCAUCAAAUUCAAGAUUUCCCAUCCUAACCGUCCCUCCGACGCAAGAGCUGUCCAAAGAACAAUUGCAAACCUUAGUCUACUCCUUCCUCAAACUCCCCAACCAUCAUUCCUACACCAACGACUACAUUCACUCUGGUGCAUUCUCCUCCUCCUCCACCUCCACUGAACAACCGCUCCCACCCUCCGCCAGUUUCUACACGCAUAACAAGCACCACCUUCAAGUGACCAAUACCCGCAGCAAUUCUGGCGGAGAUGUCACCAUGUGGCCGUCGUCAUCGGCCUCAUUAAAUCCCCAAUCUCCACAAUCACCUCUAGUCGGGCUACCUUCGUCGUCAAAGCUAAACAGCGAUUUUACAAAAUCCUCGUCAUCUUCAAGUUUAAACGCGCUUUUAGACGCGGCCACCAUCAACGGAGGAGGAGGACCAAUGAGUGGACUAAAUUUCACCUCUAAUCUCGAAAAGUUAUCCUAUCUCGCCAGAUUUUCCGGCCUUUCUACCCAACACAAGGAACAAGAAUCUUCUUCUUCUCGACGAAAUCGUCUGCUGAUGGACGACAAUUCCAACUCGAAUUCCAGCUUUCCACCCGGAUUCCUAUUCCCUCCGUGUCCUACACAAAUCUUCUCCCGGACGGGGACACCCCCCUCCACAUUUGCAUCGGACGUUGAAGUCAUCCCCAUUUCAAAGAAGAGGAAUCGCCCCGGCGGUGGUGGUGUGUCGCCGAGUAUUUCCUCCUCCGCGACGUCAGCCUCGUCCAAUUCACAAUCCGCUUUUCCCUACAGUCACGCCGUCUCUAUUUCCACCACGUCCGCGUCUCGUCCACCCACCAUCGAGGCGGAACGACACCCUUCAAAAUCCAGUGAUGCCAAUCCCAAUUUUUACGAGGAUUUUACCAUCACGGUAAAAUCCCCGAACAAACUUAAACAUAACAACAGCAGUUCUUCAUCAUCUGCAAUCAGCACAAAUUUCACGUCCCGACCCGGCCCCCACUUCAACUUUGAUCGAGGCGAAUACAUCGCGCAUCAUGAUAACGUAUCGGAGGGAAUAGGAUCGUCCCCUCCGAACAGUGCGUUCCACCACGUGACCACCACGACGACGAGGAGUGACAACGGGGUGCACGACUUUUCCAGCACGUUAUUAAACCAGUAUUACAACAACGGUUUAGUUCAACAUAACACGAAAAGUAAUGGAAGCAGUUCUUCUUCCUCGUCAAAGAAUGAGUUUCCAUUUCAUCAAAAUCAAGGCGUAUGAUAUUGGAGGAGGGGUCAACAAACACGUUAAAAAUCUGGUAGAGUCAGAUAUAUACUCGGUACUGGUAUUGAUUUGGUAAUAACUUGUGACCGGAUUGGUAGUAGUUUGUUUCAGAAUGGGGAAUUUUUCAUUACGACAACAUUACUAAACGGUAAUGCCCGUUUUUACCAGUACCGAUAAAGUCAUGCAUAUGUAUGUACUCCGAUCAGUAAUGAUUUAAUACCAGUUUUCUAAGAGUGCAACAACAACGCUGCUGCUGCUGUCGUCGUCUUCAGCGAAUACAAACGUUAGAAAUGUUCAAAUAAUAAUAAUGUGUCGUUUUUGCACCUUGUUGUUUGUUGAAUGAUGAUAUUACAUACAUAAUUAUUAAGUAUUCAAUUCAUCUUUUUCCUGUGUCAAAAAGUAUGUAUCCCUAAAAAACGAAAUGUACCUUUUCAGAAAUAUUUUAAGUUGAAAGUCAAGAAAGCAUGAAAGAUCGAUGAGUCUACCUUAAUUAAUUAAUUACUGCCUCCAAUCGUGGCUAUGAUUUUGAGUACAAAAUAUCAGACAGAAACUACAUAUAUUUAAGACAAGUUUUUAACUGGUAGUAGAAUAAUUACAUUUUAAUUAGUGGUAUAAUAAUAGUUAAUCAUUUACAUAAUUGUUGUUGUUUGUGUGGGUGGUAUUUGGUGUGAUGCAUAUGUACGUUACAUAAUUAAUUAGUUAAUUAUCCUAUUUAUUAUUAAGUUCGUUCAUGCUACAAACGACACCACGUUAUUAUUCAAAACUCAUCCUCCAGUAUUGUAUUGUUGACUUUACCGACCGAAUGUCAUGAUGAUUAUCCUAAUAAAGAAGUAUGUUUCUAUUUA